Messenger RNA from Fusarium verticillioides 7600, 1743 nucleotides. RefSeq lists its product as hypothetical. The record is from RefSeq and is a predicted model, not a curated record. The transcript has 7 exons. Bases 1 to 1743 code for a protein of 580 amino acids. NCBI's taxonomy places the organism in Eukaryota, Fungi, Ascomycota, Sordariomycetes, Hypocreales, Nectriaceae.
AUGGCUUCAACGAUUGAGAGGGUGCCGCAAAAGGCAAAUUCUCGGAAAGGCCGCAGUUUUCCUGGAUUCGACUACCUUGGGCGUUUUACAUCUGCCACUUACGAACUUGUGGUGACUGCUGCCUCCGACUGGGCAGACAAGUAUGAAUGGGGGAAGCGUUUUGGGCACAGGGUCAGGAUCAGAGUUUCCGAAGAAAACAGGCCCUUUAUCGAUGUUUUCAGAGAAACUUAUGAAGACGACGAAGACGAGGAAACAAACGAGGUCGUUGCCUUUAUGCUCCGCUAUCCGAGCUCCCCUCGAUGGGAAGACAGACUUACACAGGUUUCGGAAUUCUGUCAAGGCGCAGACUUUGUCAUCGUCAACUUCAUCCCCGACGACCCGAACAACCCUCGCUUGAAGGACGCACAAGAACCUAGAGCCUGGAUCUUCGACUGUCACUUGAAUCCUCAGAUACCGGUUCCCCCAAACCCUCUCCACGACCGCCUCCUGACCAACAUGGAGUUCCAUGAGGCACUGAAGCAAGAGCGGUUUAGCAAAGAUUCAGAGCAGGAGAUCAUUGGAAAUACUCGUCGAAUAUAUAUAAGCAACCCUAACGGAGUCAGUAUACUGUCACUACUCAGAAGAACGCCCGCUUCGCAGGUCGAAGGCUUUCGCAAACUAUUUGCGAACUAUCUAAGUCAAAGCCCAGUCCCCGAGCUGAGCUUGAGGGAAACUGACUGGUGGGGGCUUGGGUUUGUUAUCGAAUGCAACCUACCAUAUCUUGCCAUUAGUACCCACGAUCGAUCGGAUACUCGUACUUUGUCUCAGGAUAAGAAUCUUCGAGCACGAGAUGACAUAGAUUUUCUCAAUCUGAAGUCCUCGACAACGCCAAGAGAUCAACAACAGAGGUCGUGCGUCCCAGACAACGCCGUUCUGCAUGUGGCUGUCUUCUCACUUAUGAUUACGGGUCGCAGUGAACAACAUUCGACCACAGUUUGUCUUGACGAUGAGUUCUUUGAUCAAGAGUCGAGACUGAUGAGCGACGAAGAGAUCGAAAGCUUAGCCGGGCGCGAAGAUCCAAUCACUCUCCAACCAGAGUUUAAGAGAGCCCGCUCUCCACGAGCGUACCUGCUCGUAGCUCUGGAGGGGCAGCUCGAGCGGAUUGUCGAUCAUCACGCGAACGCGCAAGACCAACUGAAGUACAGCAUAGAGCUUUAUAAUACCAUUUCCGAAGAUCGAUCUCCUGCUAUGGACCAGUGGAUCAAGCGCUUUCCGCUGAUUCUGAACAAACUAGUUCACUUCAACUCAAGGUUAGGAGAAAAGGUGAAUCAUUUCCUGACAGACGAUGCCAUGGUUGGCUCAGAUGGAAUUCCUUAUGGACCAUUAUGGCAGGGCUUGCAGGCUGAACCCGGAGCCAUCAAAUCACUACGCGCAAUCAGACGUUAUUGCGGUCUGUUGAGGGAUAUCAACGCUGGACUCGAGCAUCUCAGAGAGGCUUAUGAAGAUGUUAGACGCAAGAGGAAGAACGACUUUGCAGCCGAGCAGCAAACAAGAGACCGCACAAUCGAGCAGGUUACGGUUGCAGCGUUUGGAUUGGCCAUCAUGAACUUGAUUGCCCAAGUCUAUACUGGCAAGCCAGGCAAAGACGAUGAGUCCUCUCGGCCAGCAUACAUUACUAUGGUGGUCAGCUUCGGGGCCAUAUGCAUCAGUGGAAUUUUGUGGUUUGUAUUUCGCUACAGAUCUCGAAGAGAUAGGGCAGGAUGA